Strongylocentrotus purpuratus (purple sea urchin) is the source of this 2308-nucleotide messenger RNA. RefSeq names its product minichromosome maintenance domain-containing protein 2 (gene mcmdc2). Gene Ontology annotation, molecular function: single-stranded DNA helicase activity; ATP binding; DNA binding. Bases 150 to 2192 code for a protein of 680 amino acids. Lineage: Eukaryota; Metazoa; Echinodermata; Echinoidea; Camarodonta; Strongylocentrotidae. The transcript is spliced from 22 exons. The record is from RefSeq and is a predicted model, not a curated record. Gene Ontology annotation, biological process: double-strand break repair via break-induced replication.
CUAAGUUCUAGUUCUAAAUACUUCAUUCAACUUCUUGUAAUAGCUUGAUGCUACCGAGCUGAUCUACAUAUCAGAUAAAUCUGCCAGCUGACAUACAACGUUUACACGGAGGUUGUUGAUCAGUGAAAGCUGAAAAGAACUUUGUCUUGAUGUUAGCUGCUGCAAGAAUCCAGCAAGAUAAGCUUACCCUGAAGGAGAGUGCUUUACGUUAUCUUGACCAAACUGGGCAGCUAGCUUCAAUAAAGAACAAGUGUGUUGACAUCCAGCAGAGCAAUGAAAAACAAGUCCAAAUUUACAGCUUCCUUAUCCUCAUCGAUAUCCAAGAAUUAUGCCAGAUUGAUGCGGAACUCACAAACAUGGUUACAUGCAAGCCAUCAGAUGCAUACACACUGUUUCAAGAAGUAUGUUUCACCGCAUCACACACACUUGGAGUCAUUCCAAAGAGCAUCAAACCAACUCAGAUCCACUGUAAUCUCAGGCUCAAUGGCCUACCUACACUCCCUAGCUAUGUACUGCGACCAAGAGAUUUCUUUGCAUCCAAGUUUGCAUCCCGCUUUUACCAGUUUGUAGGUGUGGUGUGUAGUAUGACUUCUCCUUCUAAAUAUACUCGAUGUGCCAAAUAUAGAUGUCCUAUUUCUGAAUGCUUUGGUUCUGAUGAAAAUACGUACGUUAGACUACACACUGCUGGGGCCAAGGAAGCACAGACUGUAAGGAAUGAUUUUCAUUGCUUCUACUGUGGUACCUUGCUUGUUGAAGAUGUUAAUGGCAGAAUCAUUGGAGAACGGCUUGUCCUAAAGAUGGUAUGCAAGGAUGCAUUUUACGAAGCUUCUUGUCCUCAGUAUCACCAAUCUAUAACAGUGUAUGUGAGAGAUGACCUCAUGCCCACAGUCUUCCUUGGUGGGUGUUUCAAUGUGAUUGGAAUCCCUACUAUAGAAAACCGUGGUUCUAGAAUGUCGCUAGCAUUUGAGGCAAACAACAUAUUGUUGAUUGACCAGCCAUCAAUACCACUGAUACCAAAGACUAUUCCACAGAGGAUUCACACACUCUAUGCAGAUCGUGCAUCAUCUCCAUGGAGUUUCAGUUCAAGCCUUGCCUACUUGUUUGCCCCUGACAUAGCACCACCUGGAACCUUCCACAAACUGAAACUCCAUCUUCUGCUAAGCCUCAUGCAGUCAACACAAUCUGAAAAUAUCCUAGAUGUACUAGCUGUUGGCAAGGACACCAAUGUACUCCACAGACUAAUGAUGCAUGCGGCAUCAUUUGCUAAGCAGCAAAUAUCACACGCCUCAUCCACGCCCAUAUUUGGUCACAUCCAAAAGGACGCACAGACUGGUGCAUGUGUCAUUGAAGCUGGAUCUGUUGUACUGGCACACCAGGGAGUCUGUUUGCUUGGCUGCCUGGAUACAUGGAAGAAAGAUGCUAAGGAAAGAAUGAGAGCAGCAACUGACAGCAGGAGCAUAACCCUGACUGUUCCCCAUACUGUAGAUGCUGGUCCUCUACAGAUAUACACCAUGCCUCUUGAAUCAACCUUGUGGGCCUAUAGUAGUCCCAAUGUUAGAAGGCCUAAAGCAGAUCUCUUUGUGGCACAGGAUAUUGAUGACAUUUCCGCAAAGAUUCCAGAAGGCUUCAGCAUGGUCGUGAUGUGUGAUAACAGCGACCAUACAUGGGAUGAGUUCAAGGAAGCAAGUCUUAUCCAUCAAGCUCUGAUUGGUGCUAUGAAUGUCAAACAGGAGCAUCCUCAUCAAGCCAUUGCAAAUGAAGACUUUAAACAGUUCAUUGAGCUUGCCAGGCAGCAGCCUGCAGAACUGACGAAAGUAGCCCAGCAGCUUAUCCAGGGGUACUUUGUGGGGAGUAGAAGGGUGCGAUCAUCUGGUGUGAGGGGUACACCAUUUCCCCCUGCUGCCCUCAAGACCCUAACUAGUAUGGCAGCUGCCCAUGCCAAGCUGUGCCUUCGUAAAGAUGUCAAUGAGAAUGAUGCUACGCUUGCCAUCAUGCUUUAUGAGGAGUCCAUCACCGCCAGAUUUGGUUAUUCGACCCUCAAUGUGCAUCCCAUCCCACACUUCAGAGACAGCAACAUGACCACCUAUCUAGGCCCAGAGAACGACCUUCGAAUGCAGCAAUUCCAGGAGCAGUUGCGUAGAUUUUGUGCUAAUCAUGAUCCCAACUUCAGCAUCCAUAGUGCAGAGGAUUAGCUAUUCAAAAUACAUGGGAUUAGAACACAACAGAGGAGAGUUGAAGAUAGAUGGAGCUGGAGACUCUUUAUCUCAUGAAAAAGAUCAGUUUAUGAUGCAGGAUGUUUGAGUAUUGU